UGCAGCUGCUCCUGCACAUGCCCUGCAAACCCAAUUCCAAGCACGACCAACGUUUAUGGGUCUGAAGCCACAACAGGCACGACCACCUUAAUUCCCACACACACAACUGACUUGGACAACUCAACUAUCGGAAACACAACUGACUUCGAACAGUCAACUCCUAGAAGCAUAACUGACUUAGGAGGCUUCAAUAUUGAAACCCCAACAGACGUGGACGGCUUAAUUUCCAAACACACUACAGACGUUUCUAACAAGACUGAGAAUGUGACUAAUGUCACUCCAUCCCAGAAUUCCACCAUGGAAACCAUGGCUACUUCUGAUCAUCAUACCAGUACAACGUAUUCGCCGUGGACAACCACGACACCAAAUCCAAUAGGGGCAACAUGUGCGCGAUCCCCCAUGCUGCCGCCAGUGGAACCAGAGACAAAUGAAAAUUACAUUGAGAACCCCUGCGUGGCCAUGCUCAGCUUUGGAGCGUGGGUUGAAAAGAGCUGUUUGGAGGAGCUUCCUUUUAUUUGUUAUGAAGAUCGUUUCUAUGGCGAAAUCAAGGUGACUAACGUAACGGUCAACAACGCCACCCUGACCUGGACGGAGGCGCCUGGCGACAUCGACCAUUACCGCGUUGAGGUCGAAGGAGACGUGCAGACGGUGGAGAAUCAGAGGAACUUGACCACUGAUCUCGGUAGCCUGACCGCAGGCACUCGCUACACCGUCCAGGUGUCCCCUGUGAAGUGCGGUAGAGACCUGAACCCCCAGACUGAAACUUUCUACACCGUACCUCACAAAGUCAAAGAUCUCAAAGUCAUCGAUGUGGCUGAAAGGUCUGUCAAUCUGAGCUGGAACAAACCAGAUGGGAAUGCGGAUCUCUACAGUUUGAGGACUCUCGAGAGUCCAGAGAGAGACAUAAAAACAAAUGUGACUGAAGAAGAGGUCGAUGGUUUGUUACCCGGGAGCUUCUACACAGUCAUCGUCCGCUCUGGAGUCGAGGACGAGUCGAGGUGGAGUGAAGAAUCAAACAUCACGGUUUGUACCAAGCCUGGAAAAGUGUCCAACCUGCAAGCAUCCAAUAAUACCAACAACUCACUGCUUCUCAGCUGGGAAGCACCUGAGGGAAACUUCACAGGCUUCAAAGUGAAUGCUACGUGCAGCUCUAAUGAAUCGUGGUACAGUAAAGAGGUGAGUAGAGAUGAGCGAACAGUGAAUGUAACAGACCUGCCGAAUGGCAGCGAAAUCCGUCUUUUUGUGACAACGGUGGCCAAUUCCACCUUGGAUGGAGACAGUGUAAACAUCACCAGCUACACUGCUCCUGGACCAAUUUCAAACCUGGUGUUGACAAUGGGGUAUUCCUCUCUCAAUGCCACAUGGGAUCGCCCUAUUGGUAGUUUUUCAAUAUUCACCGUUGAGGUUUGGCAGGAAGAAAAGCUUGUGGCAAAUGAUACAACAACAGAAACUUACUGGGAGUCUUUAGAUAAUCUGAAGAGUUCAGCCAGUCUCAAAGUGGUGGUCUAUGCUGUUACUGGACAUCUCAAAGGCCCGGCAGUGUGCCGUUCCAACUCUACCUUGCCAAGACGUCCUACUAGUGCCACAUGCACUUCGGUCAGUACAAGCUCCCUUGCCUGUGAGUGGAAGGCCCCUGAAAACUCAGGAACAACCAAGUACAAAGUACAACUGAAGUCUAACUUCUGGAAUCACCACUGGAACGGUAUCACGAAAGAAACCAGCUACACGUUUAAUCAUUUGAAAUCAGGAACCAUUUACAGCUUUUGGGUGUACACACUCAGUGGAAAUGAGACAAGUACACCGGCAUCAUGUAAUCAGUCUACAGUUGCAGACUGGAGGGAGGUGACUCUGUCGAUGCUGUGCUCUGCUGAAGAAUCUCUACUCUGUGACAGUCCAAACACGACAACCAAAAUAAACGAGCAGUUGGACACAUAUCUGAAAACUCAGCUGGGAACCCAGGUUAAUUGGACUCUCCAAGACUUAAAAGAAGAAAUAUAAGACGCAGAUAUCUUUUUGAUUUGCUUUGAUUUGGAGCUUUAUUUGACUUAGCCGCCUUCUGUUUUAGAACAUGUGAAAACUUUGAUUUUGAAUGGUUUAUGCCGAAGCAAGGACCUCAGAGUGUGUCACUGAUUUGUUAAAGAUGGGGUAGGUGUUCCCUAUGGACACAUUUUAAAAGUACACAGUCAAACCUACCUUUGUGCUCAGGAGUUUUAUAAUCUAAAAUGUGGGGAACGAAUGAUAUUACUUGUCUCCUUUGCUUGCAGCGUUACUGUUGUUUUCUUGUGUUGACGUUUUCUAUAGACAUGCUCUCAUUUCUGAAUAAAAUCAAAAGUUGUAACUUUAUGUGCUGCAAAAAUGAAAAUAAAAUCUUUUUCUUCA
Cololabis saira (Pacific saury) is the source of this 2379-nucleotide messenger RNA. RefSeq names its product tenascin-R-like. Gene Ontology annotation, molecular function: protein binding. NCBI's taxonomy places the organism in Eukaryota, Metazoa, Chordata, Actinopteri, Beloniformes, Belonidae. The transcript is spliced from 9 exons. The coding region runs from base 298 to 1998 and encodes 566 amino acids. The record is from RefSeq and is a predicted model, not a curated record.